Messenger RNA from Fomitopsis serialis, 1458 nucleotides. RefSeq lists its product as uncharacterized. The record is from RefSeq and is a predicted model, not a curated record. The transcript has a single exon. Bases 1 to 1458 code for a protein of 485 amino acids. Lineage: Eukaryota; Fungi; Basidiomycota; Agaricomycetes; Polyporales; Fomitopsidaceae.
AUGAAGGACCUGAUCAGACAGGCAGGUCUUGUCACUAGUCUCUGUGAGGUACUGGACAUGGGUGCACUUGUGCUGCCAGCUAUCUGGGAGAUAUACAAGGCAGUUCCUAACUGGAUCACUGAGAGAUACCAAAUCACACAGCCUCAUCUCAUGACUGAAGACAUUUUCCAUGACUUCAAGAGAGCUUUGAAAACUACUCCUGCAGCCAGCCUAGACACUGCAGAGAGGGAGUUACUGAAGUCCAUUCAGUAUGCUCAUGAGAAGUUCAUUAAGAUGUCUAAGAGCUCCAGUUCUCAAGCUGCUCAAAUUCCAGAGCCUGUGCCAGUCCAAGUAAAUGCUAUUUCUCCUGAGAAAGCUGUCAACUUUGUCAUAGCCAUUCUCCAGGAUGCACUGAGAUCACAAGAGUCCAUAGACAGCCAGAAUGAACAUAAACCAUUCCAAUUGAUACAUGAUGACUCUGACAACUUCCUAGCCUUGAGGGAGCAGGGUGCAUCCAGGAAGAGGUUGAUGGACUCUCCUAAGAACCCAUUUGAUGAUGCAAACAUUGUCACAGAUGCUGGUCUAUUCAGUGCUUUCUAUUUCAGGUUGCGUGCAUUCAGAAGUCCUGCUCUUCUGCAUACUCCAAAGGAACAUCUGAAAACCAUGUUCAAAGGCCCACAGGAGUUGAGAGACUAUGAGCAAGGACUUAAGGAUCUCCUGCACAAGAGCCCCAAUUUGUUUGGCAAUCUAAGUGACAUUGAGAAGAAAAAUUUCCUCAUGCACCAUGCCACCUAUGGACAAGUGAAUAAGCUGGAUGAUGGAUGGGAAGAUGAGCUGUGGGAAGCUGUUAGGCUCACAAAUUGGGAAACUCUGAUGGCCAAAAAACCAGUGGAUUUCCAAGAGAUCUACAAGAAAUGGCUUAAGAAGUCCAGGAAGUCCAGUAGUGAAAAUGAGCCCAGUCAACAUCUACAGAAGAUGGGCAAAUUAACACUGUAUCUCCUCUGUGCAGACCUCUCUUAUACUUGUGCUGUGAAAAAGCCUAGUACUGCAGAGGUGGGAGACAUGAUUGCAAGGAUAGACUCAGGAGCUGUGGCUGGACUGAAGACCUUGGGGCUUGUACCUGCACAGGGACUCAUUGGUCAGAUGCUGAGAGACAAAGUCAGGGAGCAGUUUGGCUGGCUCUUUCAUGAGAUAACUGCCAAAGUUUCCCAAGAGGAACUUGAGAAGAUGCAAUUUGAUGAGAUUGUCUUGGAACACACUCUCUGCAAAGUUGGGAGGUUCUUGAAAAAGGGCGCAUAUGGUGAAUGGGGUAUCAGCAUAGUUGAGAAGAAGAAGAAGACUAAGAAGACCAAGAAGACCAAGAAGAGAGGGCUUGAAGAGGCUGAGGAGGGAUCUGAUGGGGAGGAGAGACCUAGCACUAAAAAGAGUAGGACUGCAAGUGACAAGAGCAAGGGUAAAGGGAAAGCAGUAGCUAGAUGA